AUGGGCGAAGCUCACUCAAAAGGUUGGCAACCGAAGACAAACAGCUUGUCAGAUGAUUACAAAGUGUUGAGCAAGGUCCUAGGUCUGGGAAUCAAUGGCAAAGUCGUUGAGUGCAUCAGUAGAUCGUCGGGACAAGUUUACGCUUUAAAAGUCCUAAAAGAUUCCCCAAAGGCACGAAGGGAAGUAGAAUUACACUGCAGAGCAUCUGGUUGUGAAUACAUCGUCAACAUUAUCGACGUCUAUGAAAAUACAAUCAGUGGUCAGAAGUGUCUGCUACUCGUUAUGGAAUGUAUGAGUGGAGGAGAACUCUUCAAUAGAAUUCAAGAGCAUUCAGACUCCCCAUUCACAGAAAGAGAGGCAGCAGACAUUGUAUACCAGAUUUGUAUGGCACUAGACUUCCUUCACUCCAAUGACAUUGCCCAUCGAGAUCUCAAGCCAGAAAAUCUCCUAUACACAAGCCACAAGCCAGACGCCAAACUCAAGUUGACCGAUUUUGGUUUUGCCAAAGUGACAAAUGCUCAUAAAUCCUUACAAACUCCAUGUUACACUCCAUACUAUGUCGCUCCGGAGGUCCUGGGCCCAGAGAAGUAUGACAAAUCAUGUGAUAUGUGGUCGCUCGGUGUCAUCACCUACAUAUUAAUUUGCGGCUACCCUCCAUUCUACAGUGACCACGGCCAGCCAAUCUCUCCCGGCAUGAAGAAGAGGAUUAGGAAUGGGAAGUACGAAUUCCCAAAAGAGGAGUGGUCAAGAGUGUCCAAGGAUGCUAAAGACCUGAUAAAAGGCUUGUUGAUAACAGAGCCGGAUAAGAGGCUAACCAUCAAGGAAGUUAUGCACCACAACUGGGUUGCUCAACACACAUUAGUGCCACCCACUCCAUUGGUCUCCGUACAAGUCCUCAAGGAAGACAAAGCCAACUGGGUAGAUGUUCAGGAUGAAAUGACCAAUGCUCUGGCCACCAUGAGAGUGGACUACGAACAGGCCCCGAUAAAAAGGCUCGACGAAUCAAAGAACCCGAUUCUUGAGAAGAGGAAGAAAAAGCAAGUGGCGCCAAAAUAAACUCCAUCGCUACAUUAGUUGGACUGAAAUUUUAAGGGCAUGAAUAGAAAGGGUUGACCUGUGACCUGGCUUUGAGGGUAAUGGUGAUGAAGAUGAUGAGGAUGGGGAAGAUGAAGAUGAUGAGGAUGGGGAAGAUGAUGAGGAUGGUGAUUGGGGAUGUUGCUUGGUUAAUGAUUGCUGUCAUAUUUUAUCAUCAUGUUGCGUGUGUUUAAUGAUGAAUAAGUGAUAGCUAUCUGGCUUCAGUUUGAUGUUACAGCAUAGCAUGGUGAACAAUGAUAUCAUUCAGUUGCUAUCAACUGUUGUUGUUGUUGUUGUUGUUUUUGUUGUUGUUGACUGGUUUAAUAGAAGGAAAGUUAGUAGCGUGGCAUGCAUUUGCAUUUGCUAUUGCAACCUUCGUGAUGCCUUUGAUGUGUCGUUUGAGAAAUUUAAAUUUUUAAUCUUUUAUUAUUAAUAAUCUUUUUAUUAUUUUUUUUUCUCAAUAUUAAUUUUAAGAAAGUGUAUUAUUCAUUUAUCAAUGACUCUUAGCCAUUUAAGGUGUGAUUGAUUGUUUUUAUUUAAUGAAC
Helobdella robusta is the source of this 1619-nucleotide messenger RNA. RefSeq lists its product as hypothetical. Gene Ontology annotation, molecular function: mitogen-activated protein kinase binding; calcium/calmodulin-dependent protein kinase activity; calcium-dependent protein serine/threonine kinase activity. Gene Ontology annotation, biological process: peptidyl-serine phosphorylation; protein autophosphorylation; intracellular signal transduction. The transcript is spliced from 11 exons. Gene Ontology annotation, cellular component: cytoplasm; nucleus. The record is from RefSeq and is a predicted model, not a curated record. NCBI's taxonomy places the organism in Eukaryota, Metazoa, Annelida, Clitellata, Rhynchobdellida, Glossiphoniidae. The coding region runs from base 1 to 1056 and encodes 351 amino acids.